AUGUCUGAAGUUGCCGCUGUCACGACGACCGACGCAAUCGCAUCCAACGUUGCUUCACCACGCGCUGGUACGAAGAAAAGUUCGGGAGAAGGUAAACGGAAUCUGAACCUACCACGGACCCAUCCACCGAUGUCGGAAAUGGUGACCACUGCCAUCGAAACGUUGAAAGGUGGACGCCACGGAUCGUCCCUGCAGGCCAUCAAGAAGUAUAUCGGGGCCAACUACAAGUGCGAUGUCGUCAAGCUGGCUCCAUUCCUCCGGAAGGCUCUCCGGGCGGUGUCGAGAAGGGCACCUUUGUCCAAAUCAAGGGAACGGGUGCUUCCGGAUCACGGCAGCGAAACAGAGGAAGAAGAAGAAGGUGGCAGUGCCCAAGAAAAGCGCCACCGCCGCGAGUGGACGCGUGGAAAGGCUGCUACCGUCAAGCAGAAGGCCACCAAACACGCGAAAACCAGAUCGCCGCCACCAAAGAAAGCUGCUUCCGCCGCCAAGAAAGCUUCUUCUCCCGCUGCUGUACCGAAAAAGGCUGCCGCUGGUGGUGGUAAGAAGAAGUAA
This is a messenger RNA of Armigeres subalbatus, 552 nucleotides long. RefSeq names its product histone H1-III-like. Gene Ontology annotation, molecular function: DNA binding. Bases 1 to 552 code for a protein of 183 amino acids. Gene Ontology annotation, cellular component: nucleosome. The transcript has 2 exons. The record is from RefSeq and is a predicted model, not a curated record. Lineage: Eukaryota; Metazoa; Arthropoda; Insecta; Diptera; Culicidae. Gene Ontology annotation, biological process: nucleosome assembly.